This is a messenger RNA of Mytilinidion resinicola, 1112 nucleotides long. RefSeq lists its product as uncharacterized. NCBI's taxonomy places the organism in Eukaryota, Fungi, Ascomycota, Dothideomycetes, Mytilinidiales, Mytilinidiaceae. The transcript has a single exon. The coding region runs from base 205 to 675 and encodes 156 amino acids. The record is from RefSeq and is a predicted model, not a curated record.
CCCUCAAAGUCUCACUCAUAUCUUCUUGCUUCGCCCUGAGCGGAAUUGUUUGCGACUUUCAACUUCUCUCCAUCCCUCCUCUUCUGUCGGUGACUGGCUCGCUGUUAUCGUUAUCCAUUCAUUUCUCCUCAACGACCGGCUCGUUCAUCCCUCUCUUAAUAUCUUAUAUACCUCAUAAUAACUUCAGGAUUCUCGACAAACGCAAUGCAGAACUCACUUUUUACCAACCUCAUCAUUCUCCUCUCUUUCUUCCACCUCAACGUUUUCGCUGGGCCUACCGUGGAAAAAUACCCCGCCGUUCUCGCCGUCCGCCAGACGACUUCCAAUGCGCAAUGCGCCGACUAUUCCCGUAUCGCCAAUCUCUCCACUAUCGGCGCAAAUGCUACCUAUCGGUCCCUCUUCCUACAAGCCUCACCCCGCGGCACUUUUGCGGACGCUGAUAUGCUCAAUGCCGCGAUCGCUAAACUCCCCAAACUCACCAAAGACGCGGGCCUAAAUAAAGCUUGCGGAAAUCUCACGACCGUUGCAUUCGUCGAGGCAGAAAAGAACUUCACGCAAGGCGUCGUGGCACAGUUUUCUGGAUUGGUCCCGACUGGGAUCAGGGCGGGGCCGGAGGUGGCGUUAAUUGUGGGCUUCAUUGUGGUUGGCUUUUGCGGCAUGUUCGUAUUUGUAUGAGUGUUGGUUGCGGGAUGAAAUGGCAAGGUCUGCAAAUUAUAGCAAAGUAUAGGCUAUUCAUGUAUUGGAGUUCGUGUGGCGCGCGUGUCGCAAUGGGAUUGGAGAGGGUUUGGGAAUUUGCAAUCGCCUAUCUGUGUCCUGCAGCUCUUUUACGAGGAAAUAACUGCUGCUUGUUCUUCAUGUUUUGGUUUCUUUCUUCCAUAUUUAAAGCCCUCGACGCCUGUCGUUGCUGCGAAGGACCUGUUUCGGGAAUGGACCCCUCGAAACGUCACGUGAUAUUUUCAAGUCCGCCUCCACACGCGGGGCAUGAAAAAUGUGGCACACUCAAGCAUUUCAACACCGUCUGAGAUGGCCCGGUAAGCUAUCAGAAAUGCCAGGACUAGUAUCCUACGAAUGAUAAUAACAUACCAGAGGACCUCAAGCAGUGCUAAACAGCC